GUCUGAAUUCUCCGCCUGAGACAUCCGCCAUCAGAUCACUGUCACUGCCCAGCCAAGGCCACCAACCGACGACACCAUUUUUGUUUUGGCAACGGCUGGGAUCUUCUGAAAAGAACUGAAAAAAAACCAGACCAUGGCAAAGGGCAACAAAGGCUCCGCCAAGGCAGCCACGAGCACCGCCCCUCCUCUUGCUGCUCCUGCUGCUGCUGCUCCCCCGCCCUCGUGGCCUCCCUUCGGGCCCGGCCUCCCUGUAGUCGACCCGCUGGCCUUCGAGGCGGUGGUGCCCGCCAAGGUCGUCGUGGCCCGCAGCUUCUUCCCCCGCUCGCUGUGCAGGGCCUACGUCGACUUCCUGGCCGGCCUGCCCCUGACCACCACCCCGGCCCGCCCCAAGAAGGGCGAGGCCGUGCGCCAGAACGACCGCUUCCAGGUCUACGACCCGGCCUUCGCCUUGCGCCUCUGGCGGGACACGGGCCUGAGGGAAGCGCUCUUGGGUCGGCUUGGUGAGAGCGAGGACGAAGGUGGCGACGGCGGCGGCGGUGGGCAGGAGCACGACGAGGUCCUCGACCCUCGUCUAUGGGGUGGAGAGGUCGUUGGUCUGAACCCCAACAUCCGAGUCUACCGUUACACAAAGGGCCAGCACUUUGCGCCUCACUACGACGACUCCAACAACGUUACAGUCACGGCAGACGACGGCAAGACGGCCAUCCCGGCCAAGACCACCUGGACCCUCCUGCUCUACCUCACCUCUGCGGCCGACGGCGGCUGCGCCGGGGGCGAAACCGUCUUCUACACCAGGGACCGCGUCUCGGCCAAGGAGGAGGUCGCCGUGGAGCCCGAGGCGGGCCUGCUGCUCCUGCACAAGCACGGCGACGACUGCAUGCUGCACGAAGGGCGCGAGGUCACGGCUGGCGAGAAGUGGGUCAUCCGGAGCGAUCUCUGCGUGAGGAAGUGAGACGGUGGGAGGGGAAAAGAAAGGACAACAGAUAGUGCCCACCUAUUAUUAGUCUAUAUGUUUAUGACCCCUCGAGUACCGUUGGGUGCCCGACUCCCCGGCUAGCCUUCCAUCUCGGCCCAGCCAGUGAAAAGGUUUCCGUCCGGGCCGGAAUGGAUUCUAGCGACGUGUUCAUAUCUUGGCGGCCAGGCACCCAACGACACUCAAGCGCAUGCACAGUUCCCAGGGAUCGGAAUUGUUGAUGUUGUCAUGUUUGUUUUGUUUUUGGAUGUAGUGAAAGAUAUCCUCCCGUUCUUGAAAUUGGCCUUAUAGAAAUGACCUUAACCUGACAAGCCUUGCCCGUACCG
Messenger RNA from Gaeumannomyces tritici R3-111a-1, 1299 nucleotides. RefSeq lists its product as hypothetical. Lineage: Eukaryota; Fungi; Ascomycota; Sordariomycetes; Magnaporthales; Magnaporthaceae. The coding region runs from base 134 to 952 and encodes 272 amino acids. Gene Ontology annotation, cellular component: endoplasmic reticulum. Gene Ontology annotation, biological process: peptidyl-proline hydroxylation to 4-hydroxy-L-proline. The transcript has 4 exons. Gene Ontology annotation, molecular function: L-ascorbic acid binding; procollagen-proline 4-dioxygenase activity; iron ion binding. The record is from RefSeq and is a predicted model, not a curated record.